Molecule: messenger RNA, 732 nt
Organism: Salvelinus sp. IW2-2015
Lineage: Eukaryota; Metazoa; Chordata; Actinopteri; Salmoniformes; Salmonidae
Product: aldehyde dehydrogenase family 3 member A2
Biological process (GO): aldehyde metabolic process
Cellular component (GO): cytoplasm
Molecular function (GO): 3-chloroallyl aldehyde dehydrogenase activity; aldehyde dehydrogenase (NAD+) activity
Source: RefSeq, a predicted model, not a curated record
UGUGGCACCAUCAAAUAGGCGGCGCCUACUUCCCAAAUGGGCAGAGUCAAACGAUCUACACUUGUCAUUUGACAAACCUUGCAUCUUGAGUUGGAUUGACAUAUUGCUUAACCAACCGCCGUGGUGUUUACUGUGGUGGCCCUUCCCCCUCCUAUGACGUGCUAUUACUGUUAUAAUUUUUUUCGGGAUAACAGGACGAAAGCUACUGUACUGAGGUGAACUGCUACAGUGUUGCACUAUUGGGGUCAACUGAAGUGUUCGUUCAAACAUAUACAACAAUUCCCUGCUGARUUACAAGUGUCCCUGUUCUACCACUCCUUGCCCCAGUACGGUAGUAGUAUGUCUCGGGAACAGCUGGUGGUAGAGAGGGCGAGGAGGGCCUUCCAGACCGGUAUGUCUAAACCCCUGAAGUUCAGAGUUCACCAGCUUAAGAACCUGCACCGUUUCAUCACAGAGAGACGCAAGGACAUUGCAGAAGCUGUCAAGAAGGACCUUAACAAGACUGAACACAGCACAGAGUUGUUUGAGACCCUGGGUCUGGAAGGGGAGAUCGACGUGGCUGUGGAGAGGCUAGCAGAAUGGGCUGCCCCUCGGCCUGUAGAGAAGAGCCUCCUCACCAUCUUAGACGAGGUAUACAUCCAGCCAGAGCCUUUGGGAGUGGUCCUCAUCAUCGGGCCUGGAACUAUCCCUGGGCAGUGACCCUCCAGCCCUUGGUCGCGGCUAUUGCUGCAG